Messenger RNA from Daphnia magna, 2532 nucleotides. RefSeq lists its product as uncharacterized. The transcript has 8 exons. The record is from RefSeq and is a predicted model, not a curated record. Gene Ontology annotation, molecular function: cysteine-type endopeptidase inhibitor activity; serine-type endopeptidase inhibitor activity. The coding region runs from base 8 to 2332 and encodes 774 amino acids. NCBI's taxonomy places the organism in Eukaryota, Metazoa, Arthropoda, Branchiopoda, Diplostraca, Daphniidae.
GAAGACGAUGGCUGCUGAUUUGGAUUCGUUUUUUAUUAAUCCUGAUAUCCAUCAUCGAAUUUUGCUGGGCCAUUUUUCUCGCCAAAGCGUUUCGUCCAAGGAAUUGAAGCGAUUGAACAAGCUCCCCAUGGCCGAUUCAACAAAGGCUAUUCUUUCACAUGCAUCCAAUGUAAAAGAUGGAGUAUGUAAGACGCCCAAGUGCAAGGAAACAUUGUGUAAAUUACCACCAAUGAAAGAGAAUAAAGGUAUCGCGUGUAGGGCCAACGUCCCCAAAUGGACUUUCAACUUCACAUCCGGCACCUGUGAGAGUUACACGUACGGCGGUUGUGGGGGAUCAAAGAAUCUGUUCGACACGGAAAUUAUGUGCCGGAUGACGUGCAGUUUGAUCAAGAAUGGAGACAUACAUUUUAUAAAUACAGCAGCCAUCGAGCAGGAAACCAUCCAUCUAGCGAAUGGUUUGGGCACAAUCUUCGUCAUCGACCGUGUGCUUUGCGAGCUUACAGGAAAGGUCAACGUCAGUCUUCUAAAACCUUUUGGAGCAAAGAGUUUUCAAACCACCUCAGUUGAUGAAUCAAAAAUAGUUGAUCCCAAUACGAAUCCCACGACCCCGUUGCCAGGUGGAUACAAUGUAUUGGAGAAGAAUGACGAGGAUGUUGAGGAGAUGGCCCAGUUUGCCACCAACGUCAUAUCAACUGAACUUGCACGCUGCGAUCUGAUUGCAGUCGUGAAAGCAGAGUCACAAGUCGUAGCCGGCACAAACUUUAAGCUGAUUCUGAAAUUGGCACCAAUCAACACCCGAGCCGUUGACGAGAAAUUCAUUUGCGAAGUCGUCGUCUUCGACCAGCCGUGGACCAAGACCAGAAACGUCACCUCCUUUAAGUGCACCUCCAACGAAUUUAACAUUGUCACGGAAAUUUUGUCAACUAUCGAGGAACGCGAGGAAUUGUCACCGGUCGUCCGUUACCUCAACGCUUGUAGACAAGACCAGGACUUUUUGAUGGAGUUGCCUUUUGUCAGUUAUGAUGGAAAAUCAUUGAAAUGGCUGAGUUAUACCUUCUUCGCCCCCACAUGGUCGGCCUUUACGUCUCAAAUGCCACAAGAUGCAGCCGAUCCGCUGAUUGUUGACGCUGAUUUCCGACGUAAAGUCCUUCUUCGUCAUCUCGUUCACCAACACCUGACGCCGAUGGAUAUCGCUCACGCAGACAAGCUCAUCAUGGCGGACUUUAAACAGGCAAAUGUAACCCACACAGCUCAAAGCAACAAUACCCUGAAGAAAGUGAACGACAUCUGUAACCUACCAGCGAUGCUGAAGCCUAGAGAUACUAUUGAAAUUGAAUGCAGAGGCUACAUCGAAUGGUGGACGUUCAACUCCCAUACCAACGAUUGUGAAAUGUACAUUUACGGUGGUUGUGGUGGAUCCGAGAAUCUUUUCAACACCUACAUGGCCUGUGAAGCCGCUUGCGGUGAAUUCAGUAGAAAAACGCACAUGAUAAACGGUGCCGAAAUCCAAACAGGUAUGAUUGAACAAGGUUUUGGCGUCGUCUUUAUUAUCGACCGCGUAUUCAUGACCAGUGGUGAAGUCAGCGCUGUUCUCAACAAACAUCCAAACACCGACCCUGGUAUCUAUGGUUCACCCGAUCCGUAUAUUCAGUCAUCGACAAGUAAACAUGAUGAACCCGAUGGAACCAAAGAACCUGAAGAAACUGAAGAGCCUCUUGAAGAAACUGAAGAGCCUCUUGAAGAAACUGAAGAGACUCUUGAAGAAACUGAAGAGCCUCUUGAAGAAACUGAAGAGCCUCUUGAAGAAACUGAAGAACCCCUUGAAGAACCUGUUGAAGUCACUGGAGCUACAGGAGCUACAGGAGCUACAGAAGCUACAGAAGCUACAGAAGCCACAGAAGCCACAGAAGCCACAGAAGCCACAGAAGCCACAGAAGCCACAGAAGUCAUAAAAACCAGUGAAGCAGAAAAAGCCGAUGAAGCCGAAGACGGAAAGAAAACAGAAGAAGCGGAAGAAGCCCAAAGAGCCGAUGAAGUCUUAGAUGAUUACACUCCAGCACCAGUCGACGACGUCGCAGUUCAGAAAAUGGCCUCGUUCGCUACCAAAGUGUUGAGUCAGCGAAACAACGCAAUGUCUCCGUUGGUCAUGACCAGCGUUCUCUCGGCUGAGAAACAAAUCGCUGCCGGCAUCAAAUAUCGGCUUCGUUUAGAAUUCAAGGGUGGAUCGAAAGAGAAAUUGAUGUACUGCACCGUGGUGGUAGUCUUUGACGAAGCUCUUGCAGAGGGAAGUUUGCCUAAAUUGAACGAGUCUGAUUGUGUAGAUUGGGAAUAGACUCAAGGAUGUAAAUUGAAAAGCAAGGAAACGGAAGAUCAACGUCAAGAAUUUUUUUAAACCUUUUUUUAAAAUUUAGUUUUAACUUUUUGACAAUUUCUAUCGCACUCUUGUGUGUAGUCUGGUAAAUUUGGUCACGUCUUUCUCACCUUUCUUGUAAUCUUUCUACCAUGGCAAUGAUAAAACAAAUUUCAAAACUA